AAGGAAAAGACGUAUUUGCGAUAAAACACAACGAUAUAGAGGUUAAAUAAAUAGGUCGCAAGGAAAGGGUGGUAUAGAAAUCAGAUGGACACUGCCCAAGUCAAAGAACUUAUUCAGCGUUGGCGCUCGCUUAAUGCAGACUUAAAAACUAAAAACAAAGAACUCGAAGAAGCGAGAGAAUCCUUACGAAUAUACGAUGGAGAGCAUUCGAAAUCUAAGCAAGAAUGGGACUUUGAGAAGGAAAAACUGCGUAACACUAUCAACGCUGUUCUUGCGGAUGUGACUCGCAAAAAAUCAGAGCUUAAGGCCAUUGAAGAGGAAACCGCUGAGCUCCGACGAAAGGUCGAGGAGAGACGGCGGCGCAAUGAGGAGCAUCUCAAGGUUCUCACGAAGAGGAAAAAUACCGUAUUAGAGCAGUUGAAGGAAGUCGAGAAGCGGGAUGCGGGAAUCAAGAGUAGGCUCUCUGAGUUUCAGGCCAAUCGUGCGGCAUCGAAGGAGCAGUUGCUCGCAACUAUCAAAAAAGUCGAAGAGAGCCUCCCACAAGAGCGUGAAACUCACGAACAGAAAAUUUCUCAGCUUAAGAGCAAAAUUGCUGAGACAGAGGCCACUAUUGAGGCCGAGGCGAAGUCCUGGGCGCUUGAACAGGCUCUGCGUGCCUGGAACGAGGCCUCAAGGGCACAUAAAUGGCUACUAGAAGAAGUCGCAGCGACGGAAAGCGGCAAAGAUACUUGGGCGAACCUGAUUCAAGAAGCCAAUGCACUCAAUCCGAACGAAAACCUGGCGACUCUGCGUGAGCUAAGUGCGCUACUCUCUGCGGGAUAACGUUUUUUGGUGGGCUUGUGGCAUUCCUCGUGCAGAGACAGGACAUUUGUCUGGGUAUGCAUUGUGAUCGGCGUUGUGCUCGCAUUUAUUUUGCUUUUAUCUGUACGUUUUUUCUUAAUAGAGUAGAUUCAGCAAGGCUAGAGCGUAUGAGGAGAAAGUGGUUGAAGGGAAAACCCCAUGUCUCUUACCUGAACGCCAGCCGUUCCAUACGUGAUUUGUCUCUUAUAUUUAGAUAAAUUUUUCUUCAAAUAAGAAAAA
This is a messenger RNA of Phytomonas sp. EM1, 1080 nucleotides long. The record is from the annotation of a GenBank genome assembly. NCBI's taxonomy places the organism in Eukaryota, Euglenozoa, Kinetoplastea, Trypanosomatida, Trypanosomatidae.